Molecule: messenger RNA, 3328 nt
Organism: Budorcas taxicolor (takin)
Lineage: Eukaryota; Metazoa; Chordata; Mammalia; Artiodactyla; Bovidae
Gene: MTFR1L
Product: mitochondrial fission regulator 1 like
Exons: 7
Coding region: 218-1087 (289 amino acids)
Biological process (GO): mitochondrial fission; aerobic respiration
Cellular component (GO): mitochondrion
Source: RefSeq, a predicted model, not a curated record
GUCAGCGGAAGUGAGGGCGAGUGAAGCUGGGCGGCCCGCUGUGGUAGGAGGGGCCGUGAGGUGAGUGAAUCCGGAGCCGCAGUCUGAGGAAGAGAAGUCUGGUGUUCCUUGAGAUGGCCUGAUAUGAAGGCGUCACACUCCCUGCCUCCCCAAGCCUCUAGCGCUGCCCGGUGGCUGCCUUGUCCUUCAAGUGCAGGAGCCAGUUGAAACGUCAGGAAUGGAAGCCAAUGUGACCAUCCCAAUCUGGCAAAAUAAGCCGCAUGGCGCUGCUCGAAGUGUAGUGAGGAGAAUUGGGACCAACUUGCCCCUGAAGCCAUGUCCCCGGGCAUCCUUUGAGACCCUGCCCAACAUCUCUGACCUGUGUCUGAGGGAUGUGCCCCCAGUUCCUACCCUGGCUGACAUCGCCUGGAUUGCUGCAGAUGAAGAGGAGACUUAUGCCCGGGUCAGGAGCGAUACACGCCCCCUGAGGCACACCUGGAAGCCCAGCCCUCUGAUCGUCAUGCAGCGCAAUGCCUCAGUGCCCAACCUGCGUGGGUCGGAGGAGAGGCUCCUGGCCCUGAAGAAGCCAGCCCUGCCAGCCCUCAGCCGCACCACUGAGUUGCAGGAUGAGCUGAGCCACCUGCGCAGCCAGAUUGCCAAAAUAGUGGCAGCUGAUGCAGCUUCGGCUUCUUUAACGCCAGAUUUCUUAUCUCCAGGAAGUUCAAAUGUCUCUUCUCCCUUACCUUGUUUUGGAUCCUCAUUCCACUCUACAACUUCCUUUGUCAUUAGUGACAUCACCGAGGAGACCGAGAUAGAGGUCCCUGAGCUUCCAUCAGUCCCCCUGCUUUGUUCUGCCAGCCCUGAAUGUUGCAGACCAGAACACAAAGCUACCUGCAGCUCAUCUGAAGAGGAUGACUGCGUCUCUCUGUCCAAGGCCAGCAGCUUUGCAGAUAUGAUGGGCAUCCUAAAGGACUUCCACCGGAUGAAGCAGAGCCAAGACCUGAGCCGGAGUUCACUGAAGGAGGAAGAUCCUGCUGUUCUUAUCUCUGAAGUCCUAAGGAGGAAGUUUGCUCUGAAGGAAGAAGAUAUCAGUAGAAAAGGGAACUGAUAUCACUCAGCUCUGCAACUCAGUCUCACGCUCCUGGAAUUCCUUCAGUAGCUGCCUUCCUCACCGCAGAUGUUUCUGCCCAUCAGUUAAAAAUCUGCAACAGUCUUGCUGAAAGCUAGAGCUUGGACUAAGAAGAGCUGCAUUAUGUUUUCCAUACUCAAACCUAAGAAGCUAAAGGACUGUUUUGAGCUGAGACACAGGUAAUUAUAUACAUUGGAAAUGUCUCAAUUUAAAGGGUGAGAUACAACUUUCUGGUUUUUCUUUCUCUUGUGUGAAAGUAAGUCCUAAAUGAAAGACUGACUUCACUGCACUAGACCCCGUAACUGGUCUCACCGAACACUUUUUGUGCCCAGCUGUCACUCACUCUCAGCCGCUUCCUUGCAGCAGAGCAGGGCUGAGGGGAGGGGGCUAUAAAUGUAUGUGCACGUUCACAGGGCAGGGAAAAUCUUAUGCUGCUCCAUCAUGAACUGACACCAAUGCCCAGCAAUCAUUCUCUCCCCCUUCCCUGUCUUAACACUUACAUGUAGAGGUUGGGCCACUGGACCCACCGAGGCUUGGGAUACUGCUGGGAGGCCUGGGCUGUUUUUUUCUUAAAUAUAUUUUGUAAUACUGUACAACCAAAUCUACCCUCCAAGGCCCUGACGCCUCAUUGGUUCCACUGAUUGAAAGCUCUUUCUCUUCCAUGGACUUUAAGCCCAGCAGGGAAGAGAAAUGAAGAGGUGAAUCUUCCAGGCCCUUGACUGCUCCUUUGCGUGGGGCCAAGGUUUGUACUUACUAUACCAUGCAUGACUCAGAUGCCCUCAGGUCCUUUUCAUUACAGUAUGUAUCCUGUGUUUGGGUUGAAGCAUUACCUGACAUUAAAGGAAGGAUCUGGAGAGAUACUGCGUUGGUUGUGUCCAUCUCUUGAGUUGUGACCACCCAGUAUCCCCCACAGGUAUAGAAUUCCUAUUAAUUUCAAGGUAUAUGAGCUUUUGUAAACAGGUUCCUGCCUUUAUAGGAGGAAGCUUCUUCCCUAGGGAGCUUCUUGUUCCCUUUAGAAACACUUCUUAAAGCCAGUCCAUCCUAUAACUUGCACGCUUGCCCCUAGAGGCUUAUUUUUAAGCCUCCUACGUACCACACCUGCAACAUGGGAAACUGCUGCCCGGUGGAUGAUGUCUUGAAUAGAACACAAAUCAGAUUGGAUUCGUGUUCAGAUCAGACCCAUGGCAGUGACGGAACAUUGCUUUUUCAAAAAAACGAAAUUGGUAAUGUUUUAGUUACCAUCAGAGCCAGCUUUGUAAACAGUCAUUUAUUUGGAUUCAUAGUUUUACAAAGGGAGUUCUCUCCCACCUUAUAGUAGAAGAAUGAUACAGUCACGUUUAGAUCAUUAUAAGUCAGCCCUUUUCAGGGAGAUGUUUAAACAUAUAUAACCUUAAAAUGCUGUAAAGUUACCACAAAAAUAAAAUAAAAAAACUACUUAAUCAUUCUACUUCUGUCUAUCCUCCCUGCCCCUGUAUGCCUGGGUCUGGGAGAAUUGCCUCAUCACUCAAAAAAGUCAAGAAUAAUGGUGACAAGCUUAGGUUGAAUGGGUAAAAUUACAGCCAAAGAUUAGAAAAACACAUAUCCAUAAGCAGCAGCUUCCAAGUCAGAAGCAUCUAAAAGGGCAAAGAGGUCCCUCUGUGCAGGCUGUGUAGCGGGCUCUAGUGGAGGGAUGAGUACCUGCCCUGCCCCUUCAGUGCUCACCACAACUCAUGCAGGGAAUUCACCAGCCACCUCAUCCUCAGGGCAAGACAUGAAGCCAAUCACACUGUCAACAAGUGGUACCAUCUGCUUUAUUGACACUUAAGAAAAUGGUCAGUAACAACAGCUUCAUCCCAUGCUUCCCUCCCACCAAAGAUCAUUCUCCUGAAUGACCUUUCUAAAACAAAAAUCUUCCAUUCCCCUACUCAAACAUACCCCUUGAAGAUGUUUUCUUAUAUGUCAUUUCUAGGUACUUUUAGCACCACCCAAACCCUCACAAAGACAUUUAGGCUUGGUGCCUGAUAACUUGAUUACCUUCAGAGUCCUGGGUAAACAGCAAAUCAGGCUGCAGAUUGAACUGGGUGGUCCUGUCCUGGCACUGAGCCCAAAGGCUAUUAGGAACCUGCCCAUAGCCCUGAUUUUGGUCAUUGGUUACAUCUCGGAAAGGAGCUCUAGAGUUGUGGGCAAUGACCCGCUGGCCCUGAGAAUCCUCGGUGAAAAGCUGACUCCAGGAGUCCUUGU